GUCAGUCCACUACUGGUGCAAGGCUGCACACUUCUAAGAAGGGCAGCGCGGGGGCUUGGCGACCUUCGCUUCAGUCGCUCCCCCUUGCAGUCCCCUGUGCCCAAGACACAGCCUGAUGCUUGCGUUCCGCUGGGCGGGGCUUGGAGGCGGCGGGAACUUCAAUUGGUGGCUUUGAAGGCGCGGCGGGCGGCAACAGCUGCUGUGGAGAGAGACUGCAGGAGAUGUGGGCCGUGCCAAAGAGAUGGAUGAGACUGUUGCUGAGUUCAUCAAGAGGACCAUCUUGAAAAUCCCCAUGAAUGAACUGACAACAAUCCUGAAGGCCUGGGAUUUUUUGUCUGAAAAUCAACUGCAGACUGUAAAUUUCCGGCAGAGAAAGGAAUGUGUAGUUCAGCACUUGAUCCAUCUGUGUGAGGAAAAGUGUGCAACUCUCAGUGAUGCUGCCCUGUUAGACAUCAUUUAUACGCAAUUUCAUCAACACCAGAAAGUUUGGGAUGUUUUUCAGAUGAGUAAAGGACCAGGUGAAGAUGUUGACCUUUUUGAUAUGAAACAAUUUAAAAAUUCGUUUAAGAAAAUUCUUCAGAGAGCAUUAAAAAAUGUGACAGUCAGCUUCAGAGAAACUGAGGAGAACGCAGUCUGGAUUCGAAUUGCCUGGGGAACACAGUACACAAAGCCAAACCAGUACAAACCUACCUACGUGGUGUACUACUCCCAGACUCCGUACGCCUUCACGUCCUCCUCCAAGCUGAGGCGCAAUACUCCGCUUCUGGGUCAGAACUUUGAAACUCACAACUCUACGACACCUCUACAGGAAAGAAGCCUUGGACUAGAUAUAAAUAUGGAUUCAAGGAUCAUUCAUGAAAACAUAGUAGAAAAAGAGAGAGUCCAACGAAUAACUCAAGAAACAUUUGGAGAUUAUCCUCAACCACAGCUAGAAUUUGCACAAUAUAAGCUUGAAACGAAAUUCAAAAGUGAUUUAAAUGGGAGCAUCUUGGCUGAGAGGGAAGAACCCCUCCGAUGCCUAAUAAAGUUCUCUAGCCCACAUCUUCUGGAAGCAUUGAAAUCCUUAGCACCAGCUGGUAUUGCAGAUGCACCACUUUCUCCACUGCUCACUUGCAUACCCAACAAGAGAAUGAAUUAUUUUAAAAUUAGAGAUAAAUGAGACGUGCGUGGUUUCAUAAGCACAGCUCUUCCUUCUUGAUACUGCACAUGCACUUCAGUUCAUGGCUAGCUGUAGAGCUUCCGUCUGUAAACUUGUAUUUUCAAGAAUCCUUGGUAUUGAAUUUUUAGAAAUGCUCACAUAAUUGUUGGGACUGAUUCAUUCCUCCACGAUACGCCUCCUCUCUCUGAUAUCCUGCUAACUGUGGCCGUUGUGGCAUUUUAGAUGACAGGACAUAUAUAUAUAUGGCCCCACCCUUGACUUUGAGUGCCUGAAUGCUCUGAAAUCAAGCAUAUGGCGCAGCGCUUGAGACUUUUGGGUUUGUGUCCUUUUUUCUAUGGCUGUCUCUUCUCGAUUCUGGAGAGGUCUGGUUCCAGUGGCUGGUUUCCAGGGAUUGAUUCUUAAGCUCUGGAUCACAGAAAGAAGCAACAAGGAACUAUACUCAACUCAAAACUUUUUAGGAGAAUCAUGAAAUUGGUCCAUUCAAAGGAUGGAGUUGAGUCCAUUGUGUUAUUGUUGCAAGAGGUUGCAUAUUUGGUGAGUCAGUUACAUAAAAUAAUGUUCUUAUUGUAAAUAUGAUACUUCUUAUAAUCUGUUUUAUCAUGUGUAUAACAUUCAAACUGACAAAUAUUAUACUGACUUAUGAAUAAAGGUGUCAAAAAACUGGCACAUCAGUUAAUUUUGAUGAAAGUCCUUCAGUGAUCAUCACUAAAUACCCUGUCUUUCUAAAAAUUUUUUCCUUUCUAAUUUUUUAUUUAUUUAUUUAUUUAUUGAGACAGGGUCUCACUCUGUCACCCAAGCUGGAGUGCAGUGGCAUGAUCAUGGCUCACUGCAGCCUCAACCUCCCAUGCUCAAGUGAUCCUCCCACCUCAGCCUCCCGAAUAGCUGGGAUUACAGACGCACUCCAUCAUGCCCAGCUAAUUUUUUUUGUUUGUUUUUUGUUUUUUGAGACAAAGUCUCCUGUCACCCAGGCUGGAGUGCAAUGGCACAGUCUUUGCUCCCUGCAACCUCUGCCUCCUGUGUUCAAGCGAUUCUCCUGCCUCAGCCUAUGAGUAGCUGGGACUACAGGCAUGCACCACCAUGCCCAGCUAAUUUUUGUAUUUUUAGUAGAGACAGGGUUUCUCCAUGUUGCCCAGGCUGGUCUCAAACUCCUGGGCUCAAGCAGUCUGCCCAUUUUAGCCUCCCAAAAUGCUGGGAUUAUAGGAGUGUAUUAGUCUGUUCUCAUGCUGCUAAUAAAGAUACCUAAGACUGGAUAAUUUACAAAGGAAAGAGGCUUAACUGACUCACAUUUCCACAUGGCCGAGGAGGCCUCACAAUCAUGGUGGAAGGCAAAUGAGAAGCAAAGUCACGUCUUACAUGGCGGCAGGCAAGAGCGCUUGUGCAGGGAAACUCCCAUUUAUAAAACCAUCAGAGCUCAUGAAACUUAUUCACUACUGUGAGUAUGGAGGAAGUCUUUCCCAUGACUCAAGUAUCUCCACCUGGCCCUGCCCUUGACACAUGGGAGUUAUUACAAUUCAAGGUGAGACUUGUGUGGAGACACAGCCAAACCAUAUCACAGGCAUGAGCCACCACAUGCGCCAGCAUGUCUUUUUUAAACAUUUUAAAAUCUAUUCUUUAUCUUGUUUCAGAGAGGAUUUGGAGUUACAAAAACACAUUAGACUGGGCAUGAUGGCUCACACUUGUAAUCCCAGCACUUCGGGAGGUUUCUCCUAGUGUACUCUCACACUUCUGAUACCAGAUAUGUCGGGGGGGUGGUUUCCUCCACACAUUAAGCAAGUGUGAAACAUGAUAGACAAAAUGACUUCACUCUGGGCCGGGUGUGGUGGCUCACGCCUGUAAUCCUAGCACUUUGGGAAGCUGAGGUGGGCAGAUGACCCGAGGUCAGGAGUUCGAGACCAGCCUAGCCAACAUGGCAAAACCUCAUCUCUACUAAAAAUACAAAAAUUAGUUGGGGGUAGUGGCAGGUGCCUGUAAUCCUAGCUAUUUCGGAGGCUGAGGCAGGAGAACUGGUUGAACCGGGGAGGCAGAGGUUGCAGUGAGCCAAGAUCAUGCCACUGCACUCUAGCCUGGGUGACACAGUGAAACUCUACCUCAAAAAAUAAAAUAAAGGCCAGGCAUGGUGGCUCACGCCUAUAAUCCUAGCACUUGCGGAGGCCGAGGCGGGCGGGUCACAGGUCAGGAGUUUGAGACCAGCCUGACCAACAUGGUGAAAGUGAACCCCAACUCUACUAAAAAUACAAAAAUUAGCCAGGCGUGGUGGUGUGCACCUGUAAUCCCAGCUACUCAGGAGGCUGAGGCAGGAGAAUCGCUUGAACCUGGGAGGCAGAGGUUGUAGUGAGCCGAGACUGCGCCACUGCAUUGCAGCCUAGGUGACAGAGUGAGACUCCAUCUCAAAAAAAUAAAUAAAUAAAAUAAUUCAGAGCUCUAAAAUGGAGGGAGGAAGCCAUUCUAAAAAGGACUCCCUACAUGACCUGCAACUUGAAAAAAAAUAAAAUUAAAAACUCCAAAAAGAAAAAAAAAUACAGGAACUUACCCUGAACCUUUGAAUUGGGCCAAAUUGCAAUGACCACUGCAUCCUGGAAAAUUUUAUUUCACCAGCACUACAACUCCUCAACAGCACCAACCAAUAAACUAUGGAUUUUUGUACUAAGCCAGUCACCUCUUUCAAAACAACUUGUCUAAUCACCCUCAGCUUUUCAAAAAACCCCUCCUCUACCCUCUCUCUUCAGAACACAAGUGGCUUCUAGCUGAAUCUGUCUCCCAAAUUGCAAUUCCUAAGACCUCAAUAAAAACACCUUGUCUUGC
Molecule: messenger RNA, 3961 nt
Organism: Symphalangus syndactylus (siamang)
Lineage: Eukaryota; Metazoa; Chordata; Mammalia; Primates; Hylobatidae
Gene: CENPN
Product: centromere protein N
Biological process (GO): chromosome segregation; CENP-A containing chromatin assembly
Cellular component (GO): nucleoplasm
Source: RefSeq, a predicted model, not a curated record